Aedes aegypti (yellow fever mosquito) is the source of this 2745-nucleotide messenger RNA. Its product is annotated as endoplasmic reticulum metallopeptidase 1. NCBI's taxonomy places the organism in Eukaryota, Metazoa, Arthropoda, Insecta, Diptera, Culicidae. The record is from RefSeq and is a predicted model, not a curated record. The coding region runs from base 46 to 2679 and encodes 877 amino acids. Gene Ontology annotation, molecular function: metalloexopeptidase activity. Gene Ontology annotation, biological process: proteolysis. The transcript is spliced from 5 exons.
GACAAUCGUCAGUCUUGUUCCAAAGCUGUCGUUGAACAAAAUACAAUGCCGAAGCCGAAGAAAAAUCCCAAAACAGUGAAUUUCGAUAUCGAUCAUGAUGCAAAUAAUAUUCAUCGAAUCAGUGCAGGAUACGGGAUAGUUAUUGUGAUACUGGUAUUGGCAGCUGGAUCAGUGACAAAUUAUUUCCUGACCAAUCUUCCGGAUGCUCUAACUGUAGCCGACUUGGAACAAUACCCAGUGGCGUUUAUUGCCGAACGUGCUUGGGAUAAUCUGAAAAGUUUCACAGACCUGGGUCCAAGGGUCGCUGGAUCCAAAGCAAAUGAUGAGUUGGCAGUUGGAAUUUUCAAACGUGAGAUUAAAACUAUACAGGCAACAAAACAUGUUAAUCAAGAAGUUAUUAUGGAGAAUCAGGUCGUCACUGGAGCCUUCAACUUUACAUUUUAUGGUACCUCGAUGACGACUGUUUAUCGCAAUAUUCAGAACAUAGUAGUGAAACUGAAAGGCAAAAAAGAUGAUGCCCUACUGUUAAACUGCCAUUUUGAUACAGUUCCAAGUAGUCCUGGAGCGAGCGAUGACGUAGCAAGUUGUGCAGUUAUGUUGGAGAUUUUGCGAGUUAUGUCUAGGAUGCCGGAGCAAAACAUGCAUUCUAUUAUAUUUUUAUUCAACGGAGCUGAAGAAACACUAUUGCAAGCAUCUCAUGGUUUCAUUACUCAACAUAAAUGGGCAAAAGAUGUGAAAGCCUUUUUGAAUUUGGAAUCAGCAGGGUCCGGAGGAAAAGAAGUCUUGUUUCAAACAGGACCAAAUAGUCCGUGGAUGAUAGAUGCCUAUGCUAAGUCUGUGAGACAUCCUUUCGCACAAGCAAUGGCAGAGGAACUAUUUCACACGAAACUCAUUCCAUCUGAUACGGAUUUUAGGAUUUUCCGCGACUAUGGCAAUAUACCCGGAAUGGACUUGGCUCAUUUCUUGCAUGGAUACCGUUAUCAUACUAAGUACGAUUCAUUGGACUACCUAUCGUUACCUGUUUUGCAGCGCACUGGAGAUAACGUACUGGCUUUAACUCGUGAAAUAGCUAAUUCCGAACACUUAUCAACUAGCAACGCUGAACCGGGGUCAAAUACCGUGUUCUUCGAUUUUCUUGGAUUGUUUUUCGUCAAAUAUUCUAUGCGAUCGGCAAUGCUAAUCAAUGCAACAGUAGCUCUACUUGCGGUGCUGAUACCAUAUCUUGGUUUAUCGGCCGCCACUGGUAAUCGGGCAAAUAAGGCAAUCCGAACCGAAGCAUUGUAUGGAUUUGCGAGCAUCUUGUUGGGAGCGUUACUCAGCGUAACUACCUGUGCGGCUAUUGCUAGCCAAAUGGAGGCACUGGACAAACUUAUGACAUGGUACAGCAACACUUGGUUGAUAUUGGGAAUAUACUGCGCACCUGCAUUGGCAAGCCACUGUUUGAUGCAAAUGUUUUUCAAUGCAUUCUUCGAAAACAAAAAGAGCGUACUGACAACCGGAAUGAUUACUCAGGCUAGGCUCAUUGGUGUCAACGUAUUUUGGAGUAUUCUCAGUCUAUCCUUCACAUUUGCGAACCUGCGUAGUGCUUACAUCUUCAUGGUUCUGCAGAUGUGUUCACUUACUUCUACCAUCCCAAUAGUUUUGAGCGGCCUUCAAAGAACUGUGCGAAAAUGGAUCCUGCUACAUCUGAUGGUUCAAUUCAUAGCCAUAGUUUGUACCUCAUUCUAUUACAUAAUAUUCGUAAAUUUAUUUGUUCCCAUAACUGGACGAUCCGGGACUGUAGUCAACCCUGACAUGAUCAUCGGAAUCGUAGCUGCCAUAGGUGUCUUGUUAAGCUGCAGCUAUUUGUUACCAUUGAUGAGCCUCGUGAAAAACCCUCUGAAGAUAACAGCUAGCUUCUCUGCUGUAGCGUUGGUAGCAUUAAUCCUAGCUUGUUUUACCCCAAUCGGAUUCCCUUACCGAGAUGCAUCUAAUGGAAAUCCAACUACUCAGAGACACCUUGUCACGCACACAUUCCGUUUAUUCCAUGACGAACUCGGAUUGCUGCGGCACGUGGAUCAUGGUUUCUUAUUCGAAGUUCAGGAUCGCAAUGGUGGACGAACCCUUCAACAGUAUAUUGCAUCUGAUGAUAGUUUCGUACCGAUGGAAAAGAUGGAAAGUUGUGCGAACGAAUUCUUCUGUGCAAUUCCGCUAGAUGCCAUGUGGCGACAAGCUCACUUUAAUCACUUCUGGCAGCCCGCAGAAGCACCUCCCGAAACGCACAACAUGUUCACACUAGCCUACGAAGAAACCAAGCAGCUAAGCGAACGAGUGAGAAGAAUUCGAUUCAAGGCCGAGGGUAGUCUGCAGUCGUCCAUUUUCAUCGGAACUAAGCCUGGAGUUGAAUUAGUUGCAUGGAGUUUGCAGGACGUCAUUCCACCUCCGGUGAAGUUCAAUGAUCAAGAAGGGUAUUUCGCUUACAUCACUCAUGGUGUCCCGAGUGGACCAUGGAACAUAACAAUGGAUUUUGAGACGCAAGACCAGAAACAUGAAGGAUUUUUGGCUGAUUUAGGAGUUGUAACGAAACUUUGGGAGUAUCACGAGAUGCACACUGAAGACUUCAAGAAAUUACUGCAGAAAUUUCCAUCGUGGGCCCAUGUUGUACCUUCUGUAGCAGUCGUCAAUAUGCUUACGAUAUGAAUUUUUUUUAAUAAAUGGUAAAUAAAAUUUUGUGCUGGUAGAAUAAAACUGUUACAAAUAUUUCAA